UUCAGCGAAGACAAAAACAACGCUCGCUCCAAUUUACCGGCGUGACAGUUGAACAACAACAAUCAAGCUUCCGGUUUUUCCCCAUUCUUACUAGAGAGUUCACUAGCAUGAUCUUGUGAGCGUAAAAUCAACAAGUUUAUGUAUAAUAGAUUUACGUGUACGCUAGGUACAUUUUAUUAUUUUGUUUGUCGUGGAAUAAGAGCACCGAAAGAGCUAUUACUGACUUUGAUACACCGCUUUAUUUGACCAUUACACUGCGGGCAACUUCCAAUACGGGUUAUUAUGAGCGAAGGAGAGGUAUUCCAUGAGAAGCAGCGACUGGAGUUGUGCGCCAUUCAUGCUCUGAACAACGUUCUGCAAGAACAAGUGUUCACCAAGGAGACGGCAGAUGACAUCUGCAAGCGGCUAGCUCCACAGUGUGUGGUGAACCCUCACCGCUCGAUGCUGGGCACAGGCAACUAUGACGUCAACGUCAUCAUGGCUGCCCUACAGAGCAGAGAGUUGGCUGCAGUAUGGUGGGACAAACGCAGAACAGUACAGAGUCUCUGUGUUGACAAGGUCCAGGGGUUCAUCCUGAACGUUCCGUCACGUGUCUCUCUUGGAAUUGUGUCCCUCCCCGUCAAGCGGCGGCACUGGCUUGCAGUGCGCCAGGUUAAUGGACACUACUACAACCUCGACUCCAAACUAAAGAGUCCUGUCUGCAUCGGGAACGAAGCAGAUCUCCGUACAUUUCUCAGUGAAGUUCUGUCUCCGGACGUGGCAGAGAUGCUCCUGGUUGUGAGGAGGGACGUGGAGGAGUAUGGAACCUGGCUGAACUCUGAUGACCUCAGGAAGUGAUUCCUCUGGCCUGGGCAUUCCUUCAUUCAUUCAGCAUGGGACUCAAACUCCUGCUCUACUCUGGAAAAACAAAUAACCUUUAUAGAAAAAAAGAGGCACUUAACAAAAAGUACAUAUUUCAGGAAAUGCAUUACCGGUUGCUGAGGAGUGUGGGCACUCUUAGAUACACGAAGUGCCAAAGAUCAUUUAAGAUGACGAGGGAUUUCUGUCCCAAAUUACUUGUUUGUAAAAGUUUACUGACUGUUUGGAUUUCUACACUACAGCUGCAUCUAUAUAUUUUUCCUUCUCUCUUCCUUUUUCCUACGCACUGCACUGUCGAGGUAGAUCAGUUAGAACUGGUUUGUCUUUGUUAUUCUAUGCACUGCACUGUCAACGUAGAUCAGUUAGAACUAGUUUGUCUUUGUUAUUCUAUGCACUGAGGUAGAUCCGUUAGAACUAGUUUGUCUUUGUUAUUCUAUGCAAAGAGGACGUACAGAGGCGGCACUGGAUGUCAUGUUGACAACUGACUGUGUGAAAAUAAUGCUUCUAUGUUUGUUCUGUCUACAUCUAACUAUGCAUAUCCAAGUGAAUGGGAACACUGUCUUUCUGUUACACGCGCUCAAACUACACACACAGUCAGAGGAUAUAAAGAAAAUGUUAUUUAUAUGUAACGAAGUGUCUUGUCUUUCAGAGGUUCAGCAGCACAGUUCAUUCACAGUUGAGUGACUUAAACAAGGCAACUUUAUUAAUUAUAAUUUUAUUUAUAUUAGACUCUGGAGUGAAAAAGGUUGCCAUUCAAAAGGAGCAUUGAUUAUUACCAUACAAAUGCAAUUCAAGGGUUAACAAGGGCAGUAGGCAAGGAGGGUGUUCAAUGAAAUCUGACAUCACAUAUGUACAUAACAUCCUAUAGAGACCCCAGAAACCCACUGCUAUAUAGUUAUUAUUGCUAUUUACGGUAGAGCUACUGCAGCACCAGUGGCAGGAGUUUUAUUGCUAUGUGCCUGCUGUCAUUGCAUGGGAGUUGUAGUUCUAACGGUCUCGUGGUUGGAUGGGAGUUGUAGUUCUCAAUUCAGCCUACAAAGAGGUUUGUACUAUAGCCCUCUGUUGAAUGUUCUUUUUAAGAGCAAAGUUUCAUGAGGGGAUGGGCAACUCCAGUCCUUGGGGACUUGGUGUCCCUUCUGCAGCUGACUCCAAUAAUCACCUAAUCAUGAUCUUCAGUUUAGAACGCAAUUAGUUUAUUCACCACUCCGGCCCCAAGGACAGGAGUUGCCAAUCCCUGAUUUAGAUAAUGUCAUCAACAGUGAAAUGUAUAGUAUCAGAAGGUAAUACAAAGGAGAUACAGAAUUUUCACUUAUAAAAAGUAAAUCAAAUAAAAAUUGCACGUUGAA
Molecule: messenger RNA, 2204 nt
Organism: Oncorhynchus gorbuscha (pink salmon)
Lineage: Eukaryota; Metazoa; Chordata; Actinopteri; Salmoniformes; Salmonidae
Gene: josd2
Product: Josephin domain containing 2
Exons: 5
Coding region: 283-837 (184 amino acids)
Biological process (GO): protein deubiquitination
Molecular function (GO): cysteine-type deubiquitinase activity
Source: RefSeq, a predicted model, not a curated record